CAGAGCUGGAUCUUGCUGUGAUUCCCAGCAAUGACGCUGUGAAAUCUAUGCUCUGAUCCUCUGCUGGGUUGGGCCUGGUGUAGGAUCAGCAAGCCAUUGAUUCCAUUGGGGAUUGAUGGAAAAUGUAAACAUUGCUUUGAGGAAAAUUGCAGUCCUGCUGAAAGCAGACAAAGACAUUACUCACAAGGGAGACCACAUGGUCAUUAAAACCAUCAGCAGCCUCCGUAAUUAUGUCAUGGAAUUCGAUAUUGGCAAGGAGUUUCCUGAGGACUUAUCUGGAAUUGACGAUCGCAAAUGUAUGACUACGGUGAAUUGGGAUGGAGAUAGACUUGUGUGUGUACAAAAAGGAGAGAAACAAGGCCGCGGUUGGACUCACUGGAUAGAGGGUGAUGAGCUACACCUGGAGCUACGGGUUGAAGAUGUCAAAAGUAAACAAGUCUUUAAGAAAGUGGAAUGAAGAACAUGACCAGAGGCAAAGUAAAAGGAGAGAUGUUGACUAAAGCGAGAGACAGCCUCAACAGCUUCUAAAUUCUGAAGGCUAAAUCCAUUGAUGAUAUCAGUGGAAACAAUAACAUGGUCACCUUUUCAAAUGUUACAAGAAAUGAGACAUUGAGUACAAAUCAUUUAAAUGAAUUUUUUUAUUAGUAGUGACUGUUACUGUUGUAUUUCUCUGUGAUGGAUGACUUAUCACCUCAUAUAUUUUGAAUCUAAUUUUGUCUUUCUAUAACUAAUGGUUCACCAACCAGCAUUCAGCUCAAUAUGUUUGUACUUGCAGCUCUCUUUCUGUGCUGUGGGUUCCUUUGUUACUUUCUUUUAUCUUCUUUUCUGGAUUUGUAUCACUUUUUUCUAUCCUUCCUUUACAUCUUUCUUUCAAUACUUCUUCCUACACCUCAGUAGGGUUUUCCUCACUCCCCUCCAGUAAAUGUAGGUCAGGGAAUCAUUUAUUAGAAUUGCGUUAUUGGGAAACAUGAUCUUCACUCCCAUGUGCCAACGUGGUGCACUUUAUCCUUAGAGCUGCACUUUCCCCUGUUUUUAUGACUUUAACCUUACAAGGUAAAUGCUUUGUAAUUAAGUAUGUUAUUGGUCGGCAUAUUUCAAUAGCGUUAGUUCAGCACUUCAGUGUUGAACUUAUUGAAUGCUGUUACAGUUCAUUUCAAUGAAGCUUUGUUCAGAAUUAUUAUUAGUUGUUUAUGGACAACUAAUAAAUGGGAUAGUACCUUGAUCCAUUUGAUUUCAAGUGAAUUGGAAAAUUUCAUCCUUAUAUAAAUAGCUCUUCCGAGUCCUUCAUUAUAUUUGCCUUUUGUGAUCACUGUUGAAAAUGCUUCAUGCCACUCAUGCUUAUAAUCCACCACAAAACAUUAUGUUAAUUGUGCUCUCGGAGGGAAAAGCAAGGUUAUUGUAUUGUAUUAUGCACAUCUAUGGAAGGAACUGAGGGUAGAACAAAAUGUCACCAGCAUUGCAGGAAAGAUGUUGGUAACAAACUUUCAAUGUGAUACAUGCUUUAGUCUUUUCAAAUGAACAUUCUAAAUUGUUGCAUUCCAGUAGAAGUAAAUCCAGGGCAGAAACAAUACCUGGCCUUCAUUUUGUCAAAGUCAAGGUCGAGUUUAUUGUCAUUUGCACAAGUACAUGUAUGCACAAGUGUCAUGAAAAUCUUACUUGCAGCAACAUCACAUCAUGUCAACCCAAGAAAGAAUUAAUAGUUGUUUGGAAUUGUUUGCUUUCCAAGAUUGCUGGUAAACCUGAAACAACACUGUGAAAAUGUUCAGUAAUGCAUUGAAGCAAAUUGAAGUCUACUGGUAGAAGAUUAAAUCUGAAUGAAACUAUCUUGCAGUAGCACUAAAAUCCAGAUUGAACCUUUUGAAUGGAAUGCAUUUUUUUGUACUGCAGGGGCCCAACU
Molecule: messenger RNA, 1897 nt
Organism: Pristis pectinata (smalltooth sawfish)
Lineage: Eukaryota; Metazoa; Chordata; Chondrichthyes; Rhinopristiformes; Pristidae
Gene: rbp1.1
Product: retinol binding protein 1, cellular, tandem duplicate 1
Exons: 4
Coding region: 116-457 (113 amino acids)
Biological process (GO): fatty acid transport
Cellular component (GO): cytosol; nucleus
Molecular function (GO): fatty acid binding
Source: RefSeq, a predicted model, not a curated record